Messenger RNA from Aspergillus terreus NIH2624, 1971 nucleotides. RefSeq names its product glycine--tRNA ligase. Gene Ontology annotation, cellular component: mitochondrion; cytoplasm. The transcript has 2 exons. The record is from RefSeq and is a predicted model, not a curated record. Gene Ontology annotation, molecular function: glycine-tRNA ligase activity; ATP binding. Bases 1 to 1971 code for a protein of 656 amino acids. Gene Ontology annotation, biological process: mitochondrial glycyl-tRNA aminoacylation. Lineage: Eukaryota; Fungi; Ascomycota; Eurotiomycetes; Eurotiales; Aspergillaceae.
AUGGCGACUGUCACCACCAAGACCGGUCAGGUCGUUGACCGUCUGGUCUUGGACUCCAUGCUCCGCCGCCGGCUGUUCUACACCCCCUCCUUCGAGAUCUACGGCGGUGUCUCCGGCCUCUACGACUACGGCCCCCCCGGUUGCGCCGUCGUUACCAACAUUGUGGAUCUGUGGCGGAAACACUUCGUGCUGGAGGAGGAUAUGCUCGAGGUCGAUUGCACCAUGCUGACCCCGGAGGAGAUUCUCAAGACCAGUGGCCACGUGGAAAAAUUCGCCGACUGGAUGUGCAAGGAUCCCAAGACUGGUGAGAUCUUCCGCGCCGACCACCUGGUCGAGGAGGUGCUGGAGAACCGGCUCAAGGGUGAUAAGGAGGCCCGUGGCCAGAAGGUCGUGGUGGACGAGGAGAAGGAGGCCAAGAAGAAGAAGAAGUCCAAGGAGACCAAGGCGAUCAAGCUGGACGAUGCGCUGGUCAAGGAGUACGAGGAGGUGCUGGCGCAGAUCGACAACUUCGACGGCCCCGCGCUCGAGCAGAUCAUCGCCAAGUACGAUAUCCGCAACCCCACGACCGACGGCAACUUGCUGCCCCCCGUCGCCUUCAACUUGAUGUUCCAGACCUCCAUCGGCCCCAGCAGCAACAUGCCCGGAUACCUGCGCCCGGAAACUGCCCAGGGUCAGUUCCUGAACUUCCAGAAGCUCCUGGACUUCAACAACCAGUCCAUGCCCUUCGCCUCCGCCUCCAUCGGCAAGUCCUUCCGGAACGAGAUCUCCCCCCGUGCCGGUCUUCUCCGGGUGCGUGAGUUCCUCAUGGCGGAGAUCGAGCACUUCGUCGACCCCGAGAGUGGCAAGAAGCACAGCCGGUUCGAGGAGGUCAAGGACCUUGAGAUGUCGCUCCUCCCUCGCGAAGUCCAGCUGUCUGGUAGCACCCAGACCGUCAAGAUGACCAUCGGCAAGGCGGUCGAGACCGGCAUGGUCGACAACGAGACGCUCGGAUACUUCAUCGCCCGGAUCCAGCUCUUCUUGCUCAAGCUCGGCGUGGACCCGACGAAGCUCCGGUUCCGUCAGCACAUGGCCAACGAGAUGGCCCACUACGCGGCCGACUGCUGGGACGCCGAGCUGCACACCAGCUAUGGCUGGAUUGAGUGUGUUGGCUGCGCGGACCGCAGUGCGUACGACUUGUCCGUGCACAAGAACAAGACCGGCGCCCCGCUGGUGGUCCGCGAGCUUCGUCCCGAGCCUCUGAAGGUGGAGGAGUGGCAGAUCGACUUGGACAAGAAGAAGUUCGGUCCUCGUUUCAAGAAGGACGGCAAGGCGGUCGCGGCCGCCAUCGAUGCGCUCUCGCAGGAGCUUCGCGAGAAGCUGGCUCUUGACCUCGAGCAGCAGGGUAAGAUCGAGGUGGAUGUGGAAGGUGUUGGCUCUGGCAAGGUUGAGCUGGACAAGGACAUCGUCACCAUCGAGAAGCGCACUCGCGUGGAGAAUGUCCGCGAGUACACGCCGAACGUCAUUGAACCGUCGUUUGGUAUUGGCCGUAUCUUCUACAGUUUGAUCGAGCAUGUAUACUGGUCUCGCGAGGGCGACGAGGCUCGUGGGGUUCUGUCGUUCCCUCCCGUGAUUGCGCCCACCAAGGUGCUGAUCGUCCCUCUGUCAACGCACGCUUCCUUCAAGCCUCUGUCCCAGCGCCUGAUGAUGAAGCUGCGGCGCAUGGGUAUUUCCAACCGGGUGGAUGAUUCCUCGGCCAGUAUCGGAAAGCGGUAUGCCCGUAACGACGAGCUGGGCACGCCAUUCGGUAUUACAGUCGAUUUCCAGUCGGUCAAGGACAACACCUUCACGCUGCGUGACCGUGACUCGACCAAGCAGGUCCGCGCUAGCGAAGAUGAGAUUGUGCAGGCCCUGAAGUCUCUGGUGGAGGGCGAGGAGACAUGGGAGGACGUCCGCAAGCGCCUGCCGGAGUUUACUGGACAGGAGGUUGAUUAG